Microplitis demolitor is the source of this 1431-nucleotide messenger RNA. It is a transcript of the gene Traf6, whose product is annotated as TNF receptor-associated factor 6-A. NCBI's taxonomy places the organism in Eukaryota, Metazoa, Arthropoda, Insecta, Hymenoptera, Braconidae. The record is from RefSeq and is a predicted model, not a curated record. Gene Ontology annotation, molecular function: protein binding. Gene Ontology annotation, biological process: positive regulation of JNK cascade; protein K63-linked ubiquitination; regulation of canonical NF-kappaB signal transduction. Bases 188 to 1327 code for a protein of 379 amino acids. The transcript is spliced from 5 exons. Gene Ontology annotation, cellular component: plasma membrane signaling receptor complex.
UUCAAAAUGACGUAAAAUGCUUAUUAUGAGGUUUUUAAUUAAAAAUAAGCAAAAUAUAACAGUUUACAGUGUUUGGCAAACAUUUCAGUGAUUUCAGAAGUAGACCUGUUACAUGAAAAAAAAAUAAAUAUCUUAUUAGCUUCAACUAUCUAAAAUUAAUCAGAGUUAACAAAUUAAGGAUAAAAAUAUGAAACCACGAUUCGAGUGUCCGAUUUGCUUGUCAUGGCUUCAGGAUCCAGUUCUUACUUCAUGUGGCCAUAAGUUUUGCUAUAAUUGUAUACAUAAUUGGUUGAAACGAGAAGGAGCUCGAUGUCCUAUCGAUAGUCAAGUUUUGGAAGAAAAUAAAGACAUCUUUAGGGAUCAUUAUACAAGCAGAGAAAUAUCUCAACAACAAAUAAAUUGCCUUUACGAGAAUUUCGGAUGUGAUAUGAAAUUGUCUCCAUUAUCGAUGCAGUCACAUGUGAUAAAUUGCAUUCAUAAAAAAAAUUUUAAAAGUAAUGGAACAGUGGAAAAUUCUACUGUAGUCAAUGAAUGUGUUGAAAAUUUCCAAGAAAAAGAUUCCUGUAACACGCAUGUUGAUGAAGAUAACAAUAAUUGCUUAUCAAAAAUUGAAGAUAGACUUUCCUCAAUUCAAAUGAAAACAGAAGAAACAAAUGAAACUUUGAUCGGGUCAGCUCCUCUCAAUAAUUAUUCUAAUAAUGGCAACCUUGAUUUUGAAAAUAUAAAAGACUGGAAACGAUUAACCAAAAAUCUUUAUGAGAGGAUAGUUACAUUAGAACAAUCAAAUCAAGAACUAAACAUCACGAUUAAGAAUCAAUCAGCUGUUAUCACAUCAUUACAAGAAGUAAUAAAUAUGAAAGAACAAGAACUUUCUUCAAAUAAUCGCCAUGGAAUAUUCAUUUGGAAGAUAAAUUCAUUCGAAGAAAAAUUAAAAGAGAUGCGAUCAAUGCCUUUGAAAAUGUUUUAUAGCCCGGAAUUUUAUACUCAUCCGAAUGGAUAUAAAAUAUGCGCUCGUGUUAAUAUUUCUUCAAAAAACUCGGAAUUUCUAUCGAUCGUUAUACAUAUGAUGCAAUCUGAUAAUAAUGAUUUUUUGGAUUGGCCAUUUGAGGGAACGAUAUCAUUUAUUCUUGUUCAUCCGUUAGAUUCAAAAAAAUCUAUCCGUGAAGAAACUUGUACAAAACCUAAUUUAGAAGCAUUUAAAAAACCAACUGAGGAAUUGAAUAAAAGAAGCUUUGGUUACACGGAGUUUGUUCCUAUUAAUGAAUUAUCAAAUUUUUUUCAUAACAAUUCCUUAGUGUUCAGAAUAGAAAUAGCAAAAAACAAAUAAAUUCAAAAUAAUAUAUUAUCUUAAAUGUCUCAUUCCUCGCGAUGCUUAAGUAUUUCAAUGUCUAAGUAGAAAAAUAGUCUUAAGGAAUUUUAUGUUUAUAAUUC